Molecule: messenger RNA, 1527 nt
Organism: Alternaria ventricosa
Lineage: Eukaryota; Fungi; Ascomycota; Dothideomycetes; Pleosporales; Pleosporaceae
Exons: 2
Coding region: 1-1527 (508 amino acids)
Biological process (GO): proteolysis
Molecular function (GO): aspartic-type endopeptidase activity
Source: RefSeq, a predicted model, not a curated record
AUGUCUGACACCACGAAGGACUGCGUAAUUGAGGUCGGGGAGGUCACUUCUCCUACGGCCAACGAGAAGUCGGUCGCCAAAAAUCCUUCCAUCGCUACUGAGGCAAUCGGUCGGACAUCUUCCUGGAUCUCUGAGUGGACGCCCUUCGGUCUGGUCGCCUCCUACUACGUCUUCUCGGUAUGCCUCUACAUGUACUGCAGCAACGGGCUGAUUGCCAUCUUCUGGUUCAUAUACAUGUGCACCAACUUUUACAUUGCCGGCACAACUGUCUUGGAGGCCUUCUUCAGUAUCACGCCCUGCCGCGAGGCAAGAGCAAUCGUCACGCAAGCGCAGGAGAAGCAGUGGCUGUUCCCCACGCCACACCACAAGCUACCCAUCCUCGAUCUUCUCAUCGUCGCCUACCUACCCAAUGAGCAGGACAUCAUCAUGGACCGCGCUCUUUACGCGCUUGAACAGCUCGAUUACCCCUCUGACAAGAUCCGUAUCGUCAUCCUCUACAACACCCCCAAGCCAAUCGAGCCAUUGGAGACUGAGCUGCACCAACUCCCUAUGCGCUUCCCCCAUGCAAGGGUCAUCAAGGUACCCAACUCGACUUCCAAGGCAGACAACCUCAACUACUACUUCACGCUGGACACUGGAUCUGACAUCAUCGCCAUCUACGAUUGCGACCACUACCCUCACCCCAACUCACCACGAUGGGCCGCUGAGCGAUUCGUUGCCGAGAAGGAUGUCGACAUCGUCCAAGGCCGCUGCAUCAUCUUCAACUCCGACGACAGCUUCAUGACCAACAUGAUCGCAGUCGAGUUCGACAAGAUUUACGCUGUCUCUCAUCCCGGUCGUUCUACUAUGUGGGGAUUCGGUCUCUUCUGUGGAUCCAACGGUUAUUGGCGCACAUCGCUUCUUCGCAAUCUGAAGAUGGACGACACAAUGCUUACUGAAGACAUCGACUCUGCACUUCGCGCAUUCUCCAAAGGUGCCAAGACCGUUCAUGAUCUCAAUGUAACUUCCUACGAGUUGGCCCCCACAACCUUCAGCGCAUUCUGGAAGCAACGUCUCCGGUGGGCUCAGGGCUGGGCUCAAGCGAGUAUGCGACACAUGAAGAUGGUUUGGAAUGGCGUCAAGGAUCCGUUGCACGAAGAGCAUGCCAAGCGCAGCUUCACUGCCCGCUUCGGUGUUUUGUCGCUAUUACUCAUCCGCGAGUCCUCGUACUAUCUCGUCACACAGUACACGUGUUUAGUCGCAUCAUUCGUUAUCGUCAAGUUCCCGACGUCCGGGGAGGAGCUCUGGAAGCUGGUCUAUUUCCAGUACCCCGUAUCACAGUGGCUUUUCAUUAUCAGUAUUGUCUGCUUGAUUGCUACUCUUUGGAUCACCAACCAGGUCAAAUCCGAGUACAUCUCCAGAAGGAUGAUCAUUCUCUUCUCGGUUCUGUACCCGUUUUACCUGGUUCUCAACGCCACAAUCGGUCUUUACGGCCACGCUCGCCAGCUUGUCAAGUACAGCUCCUGGAACCCAACAGCCAGGAAGUAG